AUGUCCGUUCCCGAGCCUCCCGCACGCACGGCCUCCGAGUCGUCCUCGACGCCGUCGCAGAGGCCUGUCACGCCUCAUGCCCACAGUGCCCACGGCCGCUGCCCCGCCACCGGCGCCGAGCCCCACGACUACUGCCCGCCCCAGCGCGGCGACUCUCGCUCGCCCUGCCCGGCCCUCAACACCCUCGCCAACCACGGCUACCUCCCGCGCGACGGCAAGGUCAUCACGCCCUCCGUCCUCAUCCACGCCCUCCGCGAGGGCUACCACCUCUCUUACACCCUCGCCUGGUUCCUCACCCACGGCGGCUUCUACCUCCUCGGCCAGCGCCGCAAGCGCAUCUGCCUCCAGGACCUCAGCCGCCACAACUGCAUCGAGCACGACGCCAGCCUCGUCCACCCCGACGUCGGCUUCCGCGACGAGUACGCGCCCAUCGAGAUGCACCUCCACAUGCUCGAGGACCUCAUGCGCUACUCCAAGGACGGCGUCGUCAUGACCCCGGACGACGUCGCCCGCGCCCGGGUCGCCCGCGAGGCCGCCUACACCAUCCCCAUGGACAAGAUCCACGCCGAGAUCGCCCGCGGCGAGAUGGCCAUCGUCCUCCAGCUCUUCAACAACCCGGAGAACUACGCGCACCCCGCGCCGUCGCGUCCCUCGCUCCUCACGCGCCGCCUCCCCGACGGCUGGACGCCCUACCACCGCGUCGGGCUCCUGCACACCAUGCGCAUGGCGACGCGUCUCCGGCGGUCCAUGCGCGCGCUCCAGCAAGAAGACCGCAAGGCCGGGCGCGCCCGGACGCGGACCGUCGACGGCGCCCUCGCCGCGCUCAUCCCCGCGCUCACCAUCGCCGCCCCCGAGGGCGGGCGCGGCGUCGUCCUCGAGACGGGCGACGUCGGCGGGGAGCCGCUGUGCGACGAGCCCGCGUGCGGAGGGGGCGCCGGGUCCGAGUCCGAGUCGCCGACGACGCUGGACACGCCCCGGAGCACCAUGACGCGCCACAGCACCCUCACGUCGCGCGCGUCGUCCGACGGCCUGCGCACGCCCGUCGACGUGUCCUUCCCCGUUGCCGCCCCCGUCGGCAACGCCAAGCAGAGCGUGUUUCCGGUGCAGGAGGAGGAAGGCGUCUUUGAGCGGAUCAGGGAGAGAACGCGGGCGAUCGAGAUUGUCUAG
Molecule: messenger RNA, 1167 nt
Organism: Rhodofomes roseus
Lineage: Eukaryota; Fungi; Basidiomycota; Agaricomycetes; Polyporales; Fomitopsidaceae
Exons: 2
Coding region: 1-1167 (388 amino acids)
Molecular function (GO): peroxidase activity
Source: RefSeq, a predicted model, not a curated record